Alternaria rosae is the source of this 3100-nucleotide messenger RNA. Its product is annotated as UNC-like C-terminal-domain-containing protein. Gene Ontology annotation, biological process: protein folding in endoplasmic reticulum. The coding region runs from base 149 to 2917 and encodes 922 amino acids. Gene Ontology annotation, cellular component: cytoplasm; membrane. The record is from RefSeq and is a predicted model, not a curated record. The transcript has 13 exons. NCBI's taxonomy places the organism in Eukaryota, Fungi, Ascomycota, Dothideomycetes, Pleosporales, Pleosporaceae.
CAUUCACUAGGCAAGCGGUGAAACAAUCAAACGUGUCUUGACGAAUGCGAACGCCUGUUCACGCCGCGCCUGCAACCCCAGCUCCUCCUGGCCUACCCCAUGUUCCUCCUUGACUUCACUGGGCGGCUCGAAGAAAUGCAACCAAGCAAUGCUCACGACUGGCACUCCGCUCCGUAAUUGGGCUCUCUUCCUGCUGCUAUGCAGCGCACCCGCGUCCACCCUCGCUGAGGCAGCGAAUGAGGCGCCUACCGUUGAAUCGAGCGCUACUGCACACUCAGGUGCCACGACGCAGCAUACCUCUACCCCCGCGCCUUCGCCCACAUCCUCGUCGUCGCCUUCACCGUCGUCCGUUCGGAGAUACACCAAGAGUCAAAGCACGUGUCCGUACCGCACCAUAAACUACAUCACGCAUACACUCCCGCAGCAAUGCGCAAAGACGAGCUGGUCAGCGCCCCCCGAGGCAGGCGCGACUAAUGGCACGGGCGCCGAGGAAGGAGCUCUAGCUGGUCUACAGACUCCAAUACCUGGUUUAGAUGGAGGACUAGAGGGCAUUGCGGGAGGAGACAAAAGCACAACCCCAGCAGUAGCGCCCCAGGCUGAUCCGACUGGCGCAAGCUCAACUGCAUCUAGCAGCGACACAGCAGGCACAGAGCCGGAGCUUGACUUGGAGGCGGACUCGCCAUUCGACAACGCCAAUUUCCUCUCCUUUGACGAGUGGAAGAAGAGGAACCUGGCCAAGGUCGGUCAGUCACCGGAAAAUGUUGGACAAGGACGGGCAGCAGGCACAGACCAAGCCGCACGGCGACGACCCGUCAACGUCAACGCCCUGGACUCACUCGGCGACGAGGGUGAGAUCUCUAUCGACUUUAGUGGCUUUGGCUCCCCGGACGAUGAGAACGUAGCGAACAACUUCCAGCAUGGCAAACAAAGCGCGGAUGCUUCAAAAGCUGCUGGCGGAGAGGGCAAGGUUGCACCAAGCUCAUGGGCUCUCAGCAAAGACGCAGGCAAGACGUGCAAGGAGCGCUUCAACUACGCCUCAUUCGACUGUGCUGCUACCGUGUUGAAGACGAACAAGCAGGCGAAGAGCUCGUCUUCCAUCUUGGUAGAAAACAAGGACAGCUACAUGCUGAACAUAUGUUCCGCAGACAACAAGUUCCUCAUAGUAGAGCUCUGUGACGACAUUCUCGUGGACACCAUCGUUCUCGCUAACUACGAGUUCUUCUCCUCCAUGUUCCGUCAUUUCAGGGUGAGCGUGUCAGAUCGCUAUCCCGUGAAGAUGGAAAAGUGGCGCACGCUGGGCACGUUCGAGGCACGGAAUUCGAGAGACAUUCAGCCUUUUCUCAUUACUGAGCCGCAGAUCUGGGCAAGAUAUCUGCGUGUGGAGUUUUUGACUCAGUUUGGCAACGAGUACUAUUGUCCGCUUAGCGUUUUGCGUGCAAGAGGAGGAGCGAGGGGUAUCGAAGAUGAUGAGAAUCUGGAGGCUGAGGGUGUUGAGGUUAAGAAGGCGGCUGAGGAUAGUGGGCCCCUGCCGCCAGAGGAGAUACCGAUCGAAGCGGUAAAGGAUCUCAGCACAAGUUCAGAUGCCUCAGCGGCUAACGAAGUUGCUCAACGAGAUGUCUCGCCGGAGGUCAAGACUGAGUCGCCUCACAUGGCAGAGCCAGUGGUGGAUAAGCCCCAGCAUCAGCCUGUAUCAAACUUGACGUCUAUCUCAUCUUCGUCGAACAGUACAGCCAGCGGGGAGACAAAAUCGUCCGCCGCCCCUUCGCCAAGCCCGACAGAUGCCACUCCGCAAGUUCAGAGUCCUACAUCUGACGCCUCUGCGAUCAACUCUUCGAGUUCCAUGUCUCGAGUCGACAGCUCCUCUUCGAGCGUUCCAUCAGCCAAAGCAUCAAACAACAGCACCGUCGCAAGUCCACCAUCGCAAGGACGAGGGUCGUCUACACAGCCAAACGCGCCUGCACCCUCAACGCAAGAAUCAUUCUUCAACACGCUUUCACUACAAUAUAUCGAAGAACAGUCCCGCGCUCUCCGAGAUGCGUUUGUGAAAGUGGAAAAGAGGCAACUGGCAAAGACAGAGAAGUUCUUGGACCAUCUUAACAGUACCGUCAUGCUGGAGCUGAAGAGCUUCCGCAACAUGUACGAUCAGCUAUGGCAGAGCACAGUCAUCGAGAUAGAGAGCAUGAAAGAGCGCCAGCAUCUAAUGGCGGAUGAACUCGUCUGGCAGAAGAGAAUGGCCGUUGUGCAAUCCACCCUUCUACUUCUCUGCCUGGGUCUGGUUCUCUUCGCAGCAAUCCACCAGUACCUCAGAUACCGCAUGGCGCGACAACGCCGUACUUUCCGCAACAUGUGGAAGAGCGAUGCGUCUGCCCACCUCAGCGACCCCACAAACGACAGCGAUGGUGGUGGUCAACACAAUCUUCCGGUGCAGAUAGAGUAUAGUCCGCCUACACCUACAACGCCUACCAUACAUUCCGCCAUACAUAGAAACGGCGACCAUCGAGACGAAGACAUAUCAGGUCCACCUAUGCGCGUAAACGGCCUUCACAACAACCACGACAACCCAGAACACGAUGAUAGAAAAAAAAUAUUCCAACACCACACACCUUCGUCGGCAUAUCGAACGCAGAAGACCAAGCCGCCCGAAUCCAAUCCUAGAAAGAACAACACAGGCGGAGGAGGCGGGCAGGGCAGCAGUGCACAAGGGCGGGGAAGGUGGAAGAGUUGGUUGUCGUCGCGGGGUUCGCUGGAUUCGCCGCGCUCAUCAGGUUCGAUAGACAGUCCAGGUCCGGGGAAGAAGAGGAAGAAAAAGGGUGGGGGCAAUGGGAACGCGCAUGGUGGUGGAGGGGAAGAAGAAGAGGAGUCCGCGCUGAGGAGGAGUCAUAGUAACUUUGACGGGGGCGGGGGGAGUGGGGAGUGACGCAUCUUUCACGUGAAGGGUGCGCGAUGGUCUUUGGGUUUCAACAAGAGCGAAUGGGCGUUGCAUCUUCGGCGUAUUGGGACAACGGGUCUUGAUUACGACGCUUCACUUUGAAGCAGAGGUUCAGGUGGCGUAUAUAGUCGUUAUUGAAUAUGCAUAGCACUGCAUACCAUCGCACACUUA